ACCGUCAUUGAUAUUGAAGCAGAAACCGAAAGCGAAAACGUCGAGCCCGCAACCCAGCCUGACAUAAUGGCAAAUUUCGACGAUACAUUGCAGCUCGCCCGUCUCGCGUUUGCCAGCGGCAAGACCAGGAACGUAAGCUUUCGACGCAAACAAUUGGAAAAUUUGCUACGCUGCUAUGAGGAGCAUGAAAAUGAGAUUAUCAGUGCCUUGGAGGCCGAUUUGCGACGACCCAAACAGGAGAGUUUGAUUGUGGAAACAGAGUUCAUGAAGAAUGAUAUCAAGCACAUACUCUAUAAUCUCGCCGAGUGGGUCAAGCCAGAAAAGCCGGACAAAUCGUUUGUGAAUUUGCUGGACGAUGUGCAAAUCUUCAAUGAUCCGUUUGGCGUUGUGCUCGUAAUUGGCGCCUGGAAUUAUCCGCUGCAAUUGCUGCUAGUUCCCGUUGCCGCUGCCAUUGCCGCUGGCAACUGUGUGGUGCUCAAGCCCAGUGAGAUAGCUGGCAAUUGUGCCAAGUUCAUUGCCGAAACAAUACCCAAAUAUCUGGACAAUGAUUGCUAUCCCGUGGUCUGCGGUGGCCCGACUGAAACUGCUGAGCUGUUAAAACAACGCUUUGAUUAUAUAUUCUAUACGGGUUCGCCGCGUGUUGGCAAAAUUGUGCAUGCGGCAGCCAACAAGAAUUUGACGCCCACGACUCUAGAGCUGGGCGGCAAGAGUCCCUGCUACAUUGACAAGUCGGUGGAGCUGCGCACAGCGGUCAAGCGUAUACUGUGGGGUAAACUGAUCAAUUGUGGACAGACAUGCAUUGCACCCGACUACGUACUCUGCUCCAAGGAGGUGCAGGAGCAGGUUAUAGUCGAGGCGAAGGAAGUACUCAAGGAGUGGUACGGCGACAACAUUCAAAGCAGCCCGGAUCUAAGUCGCAUCAUCAACCAGAACAAUUUCCAGCGUCUGUUGGGACUGAUGAAGUCUGGACGCGUUGCCGUUGGCGGUAAAUAUGAUGCCAGCGAGCGAUAUAUUGAGCCCACAAUACUGGUCGAUGUCAAGCAGGACGAUGCGAUCAUGGAGGAAGAGAUCUUCGGCCCAAUCUUGCCCAUUUACACAGUAGAGAAUGCCUACGAUGCGAUAAAGUUCAUUAAUUCCAGGGAAAAACCACUUGUACUCUACGUGUUCUCAAACUCUAAAAAGCUAGUUAAUGAAUUCAAGAAAAACACAUCAAGCGGCGGAUUCUGCAGCAACGAGACUAUCAUGCACUGUGGAGUUGAUACCUUGCCCUUUGGAGGCGUCGGUACAAGCGGCAUGGGCUCCUAUCAUGGCAAAUAUGGAUUUGACACGUUCACACACAAGAAAUCAUGUCUGGGCAAGAAUCUGGCAUUGCUGGGCGAGAAGAUGGCGUCAGCACGCUAUCCGCCGUAUUCGGAUCGUAAGAGUUCGCUGCUCUCAUUCCUGUUGCGCAAACGACGCCCACUGCCCAAUUUGUAUCUGUCUCAUGUUAUUGCCGCUGGACUUGGCGUGGGUCUGACUUUCUUGGUCAACUAUUAUCUUCAGGGCAAGCUGUUGCGCUAAAACCAAUUACAUCAAUUGCGGAACUAAAUCGUGUAUCAACAUGAGCCAAUUGGACUUUUAUCAUAUACAUAUGGAAUUGUUCGCCGUAAAUGCAAAAGCAUUUUUAGUAUUAGAAUAUUGUAUUAGUUGGGUUUUGCAUUGCACUAAAUAAUGUAUGUAUUAAGUGGAAUGCGUUAAGCAUACAACCAUCCUGCGUUUAGAUUGAAAUUAACUUGGUAUUCACACAUACACACAAAUAUAUAUAUUCGAAAACACAUAACAACAACAAACGUAUAUAUAUUAUAUUAUAUUGUUUGAUUUCUACAUUGUAUCUCGAUGAUCUAUAUUUUCAGAAAGAAUCAAACUAAAUAAAAGCAUGAACUUUGUACUUUUAAUACGCAAAUCGGUGGGUGAUGUAACGCUAUUGGAUACUCCGCUUUAUAAUAGCUAUUGUUAUUUAGUUAAUAUUUAAUAAAAUGUAAAUGAUAAAAACCAAUAAACUGAACGUUAUAUUUAUCUUAA
Drosophila grimshawi is the source of this 2061-nucleotide messenger RNA. RefSeq names its product aldehyde dehydrogenase family 3 member B2 (gene Aldh-III). The record is from RefSeq and is a predicted model, not a curated record. Gene Ontology annotation, cellular component: cytoplasm. The transcript has 12 exons. Gene Ontology annotation, biological process: aldehyde metabolic process. Gene Ontology annotation, molecular function: aldehyde dehydrogenase (NAD+) activity. Bases 67 to 1560 code for a protein of 497 amino acids. NCBI's taxonomy places the organism in Eukaryota, Metazoa, Arthropoda, Insecta, Diptera, Drosophilidae.